AUCACUUUCCGGUUCUCAGCCACUCAGUUGUGAUAAUCAAGGGCUGCGGUGUUGUGGUCUUGGAACGACCACCUCAGAAUAGGAAAAUAUUUGGGAUUUUAUAUUGGAAGACAUGGAUCUUGCUGCCAAUGAACUCAGCAUUUAUGACAAACUUUCAGAGACUGUUGAUUUAGUGAGACAGACAGGCCAUCAGUGUGGCAUGUCAGAGAAGGCAAUUGAAAAGUUUAUCAGACAGCUGCUGGAAAAGAAUGAACCUCAGCGAAUUCCACCCCGGUAUCCUCUCUUUGUGGCUGUGUACAAGGUCCUCUUAACCCUGGGAUUUAUCUUGCUCACUGCCUACUUUGUGAUUCAACCUUUCAGCCCAUUACCACCUGAACCAGUGCUUUCUGGAGCUCACGCCUGGCGCUCACUCUUUCAUCACAUCCGACUGAUGUCCUUACCCAUUACCAAGAAGUAUGUGUCUGGAGAUCAGGGCGAGUCUCUGCCUAGGGGUGAUGACAGACACUUUUCAGGCGGCCUGCCAGCAUGGGAGGGACCGGUCGGUGGCAGCUGCCUCAAGGAAACACAGGUUCUUUAUGAAGGAAGGAAUCGGACUUUAAGAGACGUUUACCCGUGGUCCACAAACACCUGUGAGCAGAAUGAGUCUUACCCCAUCCUUGCCAACUGCACUGGCUGUGCCCAGAAAGUACCCCUUAAGGUGCUUCUCCUGGAAGAUACCCCAAAGAAAUUUGAGAGGUUCCAUCCUCUAGUGAUCAAGACGGGCCGGCCCUUGCUGUCUGAGAAGCUUCGACACUUCCUCUGCCAGUACCCUGAGGCCACAGAAGGCUUCACUGAAGGUUUUUUCGCCGAGUGGUGGCGCUGUUUUCCUGAGCGGUGGUUCCCGUUUCCUUACCCUUGGAGAAGGCCUCUGAACGGAUCAAAAGUUUUACCAGAGGUUUUUCCUGUUUUCACCUACCUGCCAUUUCCAAAAGAUGCCUCCUUGAAAAAGUGCUUUCUUCUUCAGCCGGAGCCUAUUUUGGGAAGUAAGAUGCAUAGGAUGCAUGACCUGUUUAUCGUGAGCAGUGGCGAGGCCAUGUUGCAGCUCAUCCCCACCGACCAGUGCCGAAUACACUGUCAGUCCAUGGCAAUGCUGCUACAACCAGGGGAUAUUGGUUAUGCCGGUGCCUCCCAGUGGAAGGUCUACAUUAUAGCCAGAGGCGCCCAGCCUGUGGUCAUCUGCGAUGGAACCACCCUUUCAGAAUUAUAGGGAUCAGAACUAUAGAGAACAUCUUUGAGAGCCGAAGACCCAAUUGAAAGGGAAAAAUAAAGAACAAAAGCCAUGAAACCACUUUCCCGGGGUUGGUCACUCCGUUCCCUGCCCUGCGCAUGCAUGUGUAAGCCAGCUGUGUGCUAGGGGCAGUGACUGGAGCCAGCUUUCCCGGUGGGUGGGUGGGUGGCUCGGUGGCUCCCCUCUCCGCGCUGCUGGCGGACUUUGUCCCCACCGAUGAGAGGCAGGCUCUUCCCACUUCCUGGCACCACUUCCUUGAGGCUGCCCCUUGGGGAGGCCCCCUGCCCACAGAGCAGGCAGCCAGCAGGUUUGCAGAGUCCGACUUCACGGGGCAGGCCUGCUUUUCCUGUCCUCUGGCCACACCAGCCUGUCCUUGUUUGCACAGCUGUCACUCCAGUUUCCCAAGCAGAGAGGGUUCUAGAGCUAGUGCAGCUAUGAUCCAAUUGCACUCACGAAGUACGCUUCUUCCCAGGUCCAUGGCUCGUGGGGUCUGUGGUGCCGAGCUGGACUCUGGUCUUUGAGAUAGUAAUUCAGAUCCCAUGGUAGCAUUUUUCUCCACUGUAUCAUAUUUUGGUUUUGUUGUCUUGGCAAAGCCUGGCAAGCUCCCCGUGGCGUAUUCGAUAUGCCAAACACAGUAACAACAAAGUCUCACAAUGGAGACGUUACUGGGCCCACUCGAGCAAACCCAUGAACAACAGGAGGAGAGUGCUACAGUGUCUUGGGGGUCUACCCCGCAUUUCUGGGGGCCACCAGAGCUACUCCCCAGCAGUGCUGCAGAGACCGUGCAAUGCCAGAGAUGGAACCCAAGACCUGUGCGUGUCAGGCAUGUGCCCUUUGAGCUAUCUCUCUAGUUUACCAGAUCCUGCAUUAGCCACCAACUCCCGUCCCUCCUCCCUUGCCUCCCUGAGUGGGUUCUCAAAAAUUGGCUCCCUGGUUCCCCCUGCCCUUUAGUGCUGAGGCUGCAGUGUGCCUGUCGGCUGUGUUGCUUUGUUGAGUGUCCUGAGACGGGUAUUGAUUAACAUGUUGGCCUGGGGAGAGGGCGCCUCCCUGGGUUUGAUCUUUGGGAUGUGACUUUCUGCGGGGAAGAUGUUUUACAGAUGUCUCAGGCUGAUGUUGUAAUGUGCUUGGGGAAGGAACGCAGCAUCCGAAGCGUCUGCCAGCAGGGCGUGUAGCUCUGACCGUCUGUUUUAAGAUGAUUUCUCUCUUUGUACUGGGAAACAAGGUGAGGAUUUUAUUUUUUGUUGUAAUAUAAAGGUCUCUAUUCUC
Molecule: messenger RNA, 2533 nt
Organism: Sorex fumeus (smoky shrew)
Lineage: Eukaryota; Metazoa; Chordata; Mammalia; Eulipotyphla; Soricidae
Gene: CUNH6orf89
Product: chromosome unknown C6orf89 homolog
Exons: 9
Coding region: 113-1246 (377 amino acids)
Cellular component (GO): Golgi membrane; nucleolus
Source: RefSeq, a predicted model, not a curated record